Messenger RNA from Rubroshorea leprosula, 2637 nucleotides. NCBI's taxonomy places the organism in Eukaryota, Viridiplantae, Streptophyta, Magnoliopsida, Malvales, Dipterocarpaceae. The record is from the annotation of a GenBank genome assembly.
CUUUGCCGCCUUCGGCCCUUCGCCAUCGCCAACAACCACUCAUUGUCCGCCGCCGAUCCUGACUUAAAUAUCAUAUUGUCCCUGGAAAAGAUAAUCGAUUUCAUCCCGUACCCCAAAUUGGUAUGUUUCAUUGUCUAAUUGCUUUCUCCACUCCAGAAGUAAACCCUAAUUCUUCACAGGAAAUCACCUUUCUACCGGUAAUCUGGCAAUUCUGUCUAUACUGGUCUUAAUCUCUGGUUCUGCGGGAUAUCAAAACCAGCCUUCGGAACGAGAUCUCGGUUCUUAAUUCCCAAUUGUAUCAUUAUUCAACCAGAAAACCCUAGUUCUUAACUACCCAAUUCCUAAUUUCCUGAACCUUGAUUUCGUUUUCCCGAUCAGAAUCUGCGUCACCUGUUAACUAAUUCCACUAUCUACCCAGUUAAUUUCCAGGCAAAACACCAAUACCCAGAUCUGCAAAGUAUCAAAUUUGCACCUUGUUAUCUCGAUAUCGCUUUGUUGAUGGGCAGAGUUAGUGUUAAUAGAGAGCUCUCCGGACCCUCAACUUCUUCCUCGCAAAACCCACCAGUCACGACCUCUAUUUCCCGCACUGAAACCGUAAAUGGAUCGCAUGAAUUUAAGAUCAGCGGGUACUCGCUUGCCAAGGGAAUUGGGAUCGGCAAAUACGUAGCAUCCGAGACGUUCAUGGUGGGUGGCUAUUCGUGGGCCAUCUACUUCUACCCUGACGGCAAGAGCGUUGAGGAUAACGCGGUGUACGUUUCGCUCUUCAUUGCACUUGCGAGCGAGGGAACGGAUGUCCGGGCACUUUUCGAGCUGACACUUUUGGAUCAGAGCGGAAAGGGCCAUCACAAGGUUCAUAGCCAUUUUGGGAGAGCACUCGAGAGCGGACCUUACUCGCUAAAGUAUCGAGGGAGUAUGUGGGGCUAUAAACGCUUUUUCAAAAGAACUCCUCUAGAGACAUCGGACUUCCUUAAAGAUGAUUGUCUCUCCAUUUCAUGCUGCGUUGGUGUAGUUAAGUCACAAACAGAGGGACCAAAAAUCUAUUCAAUUGCAGUGCCACCUUCUGAUAUUGGUCAGCAUUUUGGGAGGCUUCUUGAAAGUGGAAAGGGAACUGAUGUGAAUUUUGAAGUUAAUGGGGAAAUAUUUGCUGCCCAUAAACUGGUUCUUGCAGCACGUUCACCUGUGUUCAGGGCCCAACUUUUUGGACCACUGAAGGAUAGAAACACCCAACGCAUAAAAGUGGAAGAUAUGGAAGCUCCAGUGUUUAAGGCAUUGCUCCAUUUCAUUUAUUGGGAUGCCCUUCCAGACAUGGAAGAGCUUGUGGGUUCAAACACAAAAUGGGCUUCAACACUUAUGGCUCAGCAUCUGCUUGCGGCUGCAGACCGUUACGCGGUUGAGAGGCUCAGAUUGCUCUGUGAGGCUGAACUUUCUGAUGGUGUUGCCAUAAACACAGUCGCAACUACAUUAGCCUUGGCAGAGCAGCAUCAUUGUUCUCAUGUAAAAGAUAUAUGUCUCAAAUUCAUUGCAUUGCCUGAAAACUUAAAAGGUAGGGUGUUUCAAUGUCAACUGCAUUUUGCUUUCAUUGACAUGAUCAUAGGGUUUCUCAAAAAUCAUUGGUUUUAUAUAGGUAGUGGAAUAUGCUAGUACCAAAGAACCACCUAAUUACUUAUAUGUCUGUAUGGUGCUGUUGGGUAUAGUUAGUGUCUGUAUGAUUUUAUUGGCAUUUCAUUUGUUAGUGCUUCACCUCUAUCUUGCAUUGCACUUCUCUUACAACUCCAAACUCUUGUACACAAAGCAUGCAGCUUGCUCUUUUCUGUGGGGAUCACACUUUUUGCUAAAAGUACUUUCCCUUUUGUGGUUUCCUUUUGCUAAAAGAACAAUGGUGGCCUUGUGUUUUCUAGCUGAAAGUGUAGUCAGGAUCAGCUCUUUGUUAUGUUUUGUGGUUUUAAAUUGCACUGGCAUGUGCCAUACAGCCAGCCAUCUUUCUUUCUAAUGAUCGUGCAUGAUUGUAUCAGUCUGCAAGUUGCCCUUUUUCCGUUUGAUUUGACAUUGCUGUUUCUUUUUCUCAGUCUUGCUGGAUUCACAGUGAGAUAAUGAGUAGAUGACAAGUGCUUUUGAACUGUUUUUCAGCUGUGAUGCAAACAGAUGGUUUUGAAUAUCUAAGAGAAAGUUGUCCUUUUAUCCUUACUGAACUGCUGCGACAUGUGGCCAGAAUUGGGGAGUAUUCUAUCGCUUGUAGAGAUAAUCAAAAUCAGAAUGAAGCCCCAUUGGACGGUUGUGAUGCAUAUGGACGGCGGGUGAAGCCAAGGUUACAUUGAUUUAGGAAUACCAGAUCGCUCAUCCUAUGGCCAAGGAAGAAACAAUAAAAAGUUAGCCUUUUAGCUUUAGCAUUUUUGGAUUGCACUAACGGUUGAAAAUUUAUAUGAGAAACUUAAGGUUCAUGUUGUACAGUCAAUUCAUAUGAAUGUAGUUGGAUUGAUGAGCAUAACCUGUUGAAAGAUCAAUAUAUUGCUGAUGUAUGAAUGAUUGGAUCAAGUCAUAUCCACCAUCAUAUGCAUUGUGUUAUUGCUCAACCGUCCUUAAGGAGCAUCUUAAUCCCUUGUAUAUUACUGGAAUUAGCAAUCAAAAAAUUGUUAUGCA